Molecule: messenger RNA, 1968 nt
Organism: Scophthalmus maximus (turbot)
Lineage: Eukaryota; Metazoa; Chordata; Actinopteri; Pleuronectiformes; Scophthalmidae
Gene: rflnb
Product: refilin B
Exons: 3
Coding region: 317-931 (204 amino acids)
Biological process (GO): negative regulation of bone mineralization involved in bone maturation; negative regulation of chondrocyte development; skeletal system morphogenesis
Cellular component (GO): actin filament bundle
Molecular function (GO): filamin binding
Source: RefSeq, a predicted model, not a curated record
UGAAGGGCCCGCGAGGGGAGAGGAGUUUGAAGACGGACUCACAUCCUCCCUCUGUCGGACCGCCACACUUCAGUUCUCUCUUCCAUCUGUUCACAGACAACCGCGGAGGAGUUGAAUAUGUUUCAUCGUCAAAGUGAUAGAUAGUUAUUUUUCCUGUUUUAAAGGGGUUCGGAGGGCGUGUCCGAAGGGGAACUGAACGACCGCCCGGUUGAUGGUGUUUCCAGCGGGCAGCCGCGCACGCUGUCCGGGACGAAGUUAGCGGAGACACCGGGGGACGAAGAAGAAGAAGAAGAAGAAGAAGAAGAAAAAGCAAGAAAUGGUCGGCAGGCUGAACUUGCCCAAUGUGUGCGAGGGAGACCGGCUGGACACGAGCAGCAGGGCUGACGGGGGGCUCGACAGCCCGGACUCCGGGUUGCCGCCGAGCCCGAGCCCCAGCGCCUGGCUGCUGCUGCCCGCGUGCGCGGAGAAAGCCGGGGGGGCGAGCCCGGUGUCCGAGGACGAGGGACGGGGCUCCCUGGUUCCAGUUUUACCCACCGGCUCUUUCCCGCAGCUACACCCAUCGUCUUUCGGGGAAGGCAUAGCCCUCGAUCCAUUGCCACCGAAGGAGAUAAGAUACAUCUCAUCCGUGCACUACAGCUCGGACCGCCACUUCAUCCAGGACGUGGCCCUGCAGCCGUCGGGCCAAGGCCUUGAACACUGCCGGCAGACUAUCAUGGCUGUGCCGCACAGCACUUGGCGCCGCUACAAAACACAGCUGGAGUUUCAGCCGCGCCACCGGCUGCAGCGCUUCAAGAGCACCACCAUCAUCUACCCCAAGAAGACCAGCGCGGUCUUCACCACGGAGCUGAGCUACGACUGCCACCGGCUGUCCAGACGUUUCCUCUCCAGCGUGGAGCUGGAGGCGGCUGGACACAGGAAGCCACCUCAGUGAGGUGGUGGAAUCACAACACAGCAGGCACUGACCUGCUGUGUUGUGUUUUUACAGUUGUGCAGUUAUCCUUUUCAGAACCUAUCCCAAGCUGUGGACAGGAAGCCUCUGUGCUGUGACAUUACACACAGCAGAUGUGUUGUAUGUAUAUGUGUAUAUCCCUGCCAAUGAAUGAAAUUAUCCAAAGGGCAGCAAGCGCUUUUGAACUCGUUACAGUUUCCAGUGGCAUAGUCGUUUUUGAUUAUUUUUAUCGGCUGUAGAAGUAACUUAUAUGGGCUGAGAUACUGCGAAUACUUAACUUGCCGUCAGAAAAUCACUUUGCUCGUGUCACACCAGGUUGGUCAAGCAGGCGGAGUGAUUGUUUUUAAAUUUAAAUAAUGAGGCCUGUUCCAGUUCAAAGAAUUUGUUCAGGUGAAUCAAAGAGAGAAGUGUAUCUUUAGAACUGCAAACUUAGGGAGAGUCUAGUAUAUAAAGGAGAAGAAAGGUGAACGUAUGUGGUGCCGGAGUUUGGAUGCAUGCUAAGUAAUCACUCACUUAUCCACACUGUACAAAUGUAUGCGGUGUAAAUAACUUUACACAUGUUUUGGUUUCCUCACAGGGUAUUGUGUAUUUCUGCACAACGUAGCACAAGCUAAGCUCUUCCCAAGCCUUUUCUUUGGCCACUGUGUUUGGCUGCAACUCAAAAUGUGUUAUGUAAAUGUUGGUAGAUUAAGUGAACUUCUCUGUUCAUUGUGAUGUGUAAGCUUAAACGGAUUGAUCGGGAAGUGUAGAUGGAUCACUGGCGUUACCGAGAAGUGGAUCUUAUUCUUGAUACCUCUCACUGGCCCGCCGUUGACAAUAACAGGCUGCAUUCCACUGCGAUCACUUUCUUUGGCUUGACUUGGAUUGAAAUUGUAUUUAUUCUGUUGACGUUUUAGAAUCUUGAGAUUUUAAUCAGCUGAUUAACGGGUCUGUGUGAUCAUGUUGAUGCUUUUUUUAAAAUAUCAGUCACUUACUCAGUGCCAGUUUGAAAUAAAGUGUUCAUUAUUUUAUCAACUAUA